This is a messenger RNA of Cajanus cajan (pigeon pea), 785 nucleotides long. The record is from RefSeq and is a predicted model, not a curated record. Lineage: Eukaryota; Viridiplantae; Streptophyta; Magnoliopsida; Fabales; Fabaceae.
CAUCACACCAUCCCACACCUUUAAACCCAAGAACCUCUCUAUUCCCCUCUCACCUUCAAUCCAAUUCACAAACCAACUCACCAAAAUCUUUCACUUUCUCUGCUUUUCCUCUGUUUUCCUCUGUUCCUCCUCUGUUUUUCUCUCAUUAUCACUCAUAGAAAUGGAGGGUCUUAUUCCAUUUGUUUACAAGGCUAUAAUUCAAUACAAGAAUGGGAAACAAGGGCCUAUUGGUUCAUGGCUUUGUGAGUCACCUUCCUACUCAUACAUGAAACUUCCCGGCGAUUCGGGUCGGUUUCAAACCUCUGCUUCAUCUCUGUUUAGUUCAGAUCGUGGAUUCUCUGUUUCUUCACCAUCUUCCAAAGCUACAACUUCUUCAACCCAAAUCAUAGUUUCUUCCGGGAUUCAAUCUCCAAACCGUCGCUCGAGUUCUCCUAGCGUUUCAACGUGAUAUCUAGACCAACGUGGUAUGGUACAUGAAUGUGAUUACUACUUGUAUUGUUAAGUGUUCAAGUUUGUGUUUUCAAAUGGUUUAAGUUGGUUUAAGUUUGGGGUGUAGUUGGAACUUGCAAGCAUGUGGAUAACCAAAGGAGUCCUUUGCUUGCAUUGGUUUAUUGUGCAAUUGUAAAUAUUUGGUAUGACACUUAUGAAGAUGUGUGUGUUUCAUGGCCAAAGGGUCAUUUAUAUUAUGAAAUUGAAAUGAAUGUGUUUCUUGGCCUAAGGGGUCAUGAAAACUAUGAACGUGUACAAUAAUUAGAUUGCAAUUGUUUGUUUGUUUGUUUGUUUUA